Metarhizium brunneum ARSEF 3297 is the source of this 933-nucleotide messenger RNA. RefSeq lists its product as uncharacterized. NCBI's taxonomy places the organism in Eukaryota, Fungi, Ascomycota, Sordariomycetes, Hypocreales, Clavicipitaceae. Gene Ontology annotation, molecular function: hydrolase activity. The record is from RefSeq and is a predicted model, not a curated record.
AUGUCCUCGCCUACCAAGGUCACCUUCCCCUCGUUCACGCUCAGCAUCAGCGGCGAGCUGUACGCCCCGGCCGCCGGGUCUCCCGACCGAAAAGGCGCCGCCGUCGUCGUGAGCCACCCCAUGACGGGCGUCAAGGAACAAACAGCCGCCGACUACGCCCGGGCUCUCUCCUCGGCCGGAUUCUACGCCCUGACCUUCGACGCCGGCUACCAGGGCGAGAGCACCGGCGAGCCCCGCGGCCUCGAAGAUCCUCGCCAGCGCGUCGAGGACAACAAGGCCGCCGUCACGUACCUGACGCGCCUCCACGGCAAAGUCGACCCCGAGCGGAUCGGCGUCCUGGGCAUCUGCGCAUCGGGGGGAUACUCGUCGCACGCCGCACAGUCCGACGCCCGCAUCAAGGCCCUCGCCACCGUCAGCGCCGCCUGCGUCGGCCGCAUGACGCGCAACGGCGGCCUCUACGAAGCCAACGACAAGGAGUCCCCCGAGGCCAUUGCCGGCGCUCUCAAGGCGGCGGGCGACUGGCGCACCGCCCACGCCAACGACCCCAAGGCGCAGGCUCCGCGUAUGUUUGAGACCGAGGCAUCUGCGGUGCCGGAGGAGGCGCCGUCCUUCUUCAAGGCCGCCGCUGCGUAUUACGGCUCCCGGCGUGGCCACCAUGUCCGGUCGGACCAGCGCGUCCCGCCGUCUAGCUACGAUUUGAUGAUUGGAUACGACUCUUUCCAGCUGCCGCAUCUGAUUGCGCCGCGGCCGCUGCUCAUGAUUGCGGGCGCCGAGGCGGAGACGCUGCAUUUUAGCAGGGGGGCUGUCGAGGCGGCAAAGGAGCCGAAAGAGCUGUUUGUUAUUCGGGGGAAAAACCACUUUGACUUGUAUGACGAUUUGGCAGAGUCGGCGCCAAAGUUGAUUGCGUUUUACGCAAAAGCGCUUGCUCACUGA